Molecule: messenger RNA, 1107 nt
Organism: Adineta steineri
Lineage: Eukaryota; Metazoa; Rotifera; Eurotatoria; Adinetida; Adinetidae
Source: the annotation of a GenBank genome assembly
AUGACAUCAAAAUCUCCACGUCAUGUUUUAUCAUCAAGUGCAUCAAGUGAUACAACCGAAUCACCAACACUAAGCAACCAUGCGACUAAUGAAAAUGACACUAUUUUAAUUGCUAAAAAACUUAGUAGUAUAACUUUGGAAGAACGUGAAGAACGACAACAAGCACUUGAUCAUUUAGAAAUUCUUAAGACAGUUGGGACAGGCUCCUACGGACGAGUACUUGUUGCUCGAAAUCGUGAAACAUCUAUUUAUUAUGCAUUAAAAAUAUUCUCUAUUACUCAUGUUGUACAAUCACGUCAAGUUGAACAUGUUAAAAAUGAAAAAGAGAUUUUAUCCGGUAUUAAACAUCCAUUUAUCAUUCGUUUACAUUGGACACAUCAUUCUGAACAAUUUUUAUACAUGCUUCUUGAUUAUAUACCCGGCGGUGAAUUAUUUACUUAUAUGAGAAAACGAGGUACAUUUGAUUUAAAAUCAUCAUUAUUUUAUGUCAGUGAAAUAACAUUAGCAUUUGAAUAUCUCCAUUCAUUACAAAUUGUUUAUCGCGAUUUAAAACCAGAAAAUAUUUUACUCGAUGCAGAAGGUCAUGUUAAACUUGUUGAUUUCGGUUUUGCAAAGAAAAUUUUAAAUAAAACAUUUACUACAUGUGGUACACCAGAUUAUUUAAGUCCAGAAUUAUUUAAAGGUACAGGACAUAAUAAAAGUACAGAUUGGUGGAGUUUGGGUAUACUAUUAUUUGAAAUGCUCAGUGGAUCAACGCCAUUCAAUCCUAAUCAAAAUGAAAGUGAAAUUCCUACUCGUGUAUUAGCUGGUCGAAUAUCAUGGCCACGUAUCAUAGAAGAAUCAACCAAAGCAUUUAUUAAAAAAUUAUUAAUACAAAAUCCCGAGAAACGUCUUGGUUCUGGUAAACAUGGAUCACGUGAAGUAAAAGAUCAACCAGUUUUUUCAAUAAUUAAAUGGGAUGAUGUUUAUGCACGUAAAUUAAAACCACCCAUUGUACCUACACUUGAACAUCCAGGUGAUACGUCAUGUUUCGAUCAAUAUAAAGAAGAUUGGCGAUCAGCAGCAUUUGCAUCGGAUAGAGAACUAGAUUUAUUUGCAGAUUUUUAA